Solanum verrucosum is the source of this 2682-nucleotide messenger RNA. RefSeq names its product putative late blight resistance protein homolog R1B-16. The transcript is spliced from 6 exons. Gene Ontology annotation, molecular function: ADP binding. The record is from RefSeq and is a predicted model, not a curated record. Gene Ontology annotation, biological process: defense response to other organism. Lineage: Eukaryota; Viridiplantae; Streptophyta; Magnoliopsida; Solanales; Solanaceae. Bases 4 to 2682 code for a protein of 892 amino acids.
GAAAUGGCUUAUGCUGCUCUUUCUUCCCUUAUCUAUACAUUGAACCAACUCUUGAAACCUAAUCAAUCUUUGGUUUGUCAAUGUUGUACACAACAACAUCUCGAAUCUCUCUGUCAAAAUCUUUCUGCUCUGCAAGAUUUCCUUGACAAUACUACCACAAAGGAUAUAGGAACUCUUAAGGUUAUAGAAAUGAGGAUCAGAAAUGUAGUAUACAAAGCAGAAGAUAAAGUUGAUUCAAGUCUAAGAAGCAUCAUUCUAGCAGAUCACGAGAACAAACGGCAAAAGGCUUGUAGAUCCUUUUAUGAAGAAUUGUUGAAAGUGGAACAACAAGUUUAUUUUCUCAACAAAGAGGUGAUGUUGGUCGAGUUUAACAAGCAUGGAAUCAAAUCUGCAGAAUCAGCAACAAAUCCUUCCUCACUCGAAAAAAGUAAGAUUGAGGAAAAUAGUAUUGUUGGGAUGGAGGAUGACUUCAACAUCAUAUUUGAUCGCGUCACUUCCCAAACAGACGAGUUAACUGUCAUACCAAUUUUUGGUAUGGGCGGUAUAGGUAAGACAACUCUUGCCAGAAAGGUUUUUGGAGAUUCAUAUAUUCGUUCUCGAUUUGAUGAACAUGUAUGGGUCACUAUCUCUGAAGAAUACAAUGAGAGACAAAUGCUUCUUGAAGUUGUCUCUUCAAUUACCAGAAGCAAGCAAGAAACCAGCGAUGAUCAACUAAUGGAGAUUAUUGUGUAUAAAGGUCUGAAGGGUAGGAGAUUUCUAAUUGUCAUAGAUGAUAUUUGGAGUACAAAAGCUUGGGAUCAAAUUCAAAGAAUAUUUCCAAAUGAUGACAAUAAAAGCCGAAUUCUAUUAACCACUCGGCUCAAGUAUAUUGCUGAUUAUGUCAGUUGUCCUGAUUUUCCCCCUCAUAGUAAGUCUUUUCUAAGUCUAGAUGAUAGUUGGAAUCUAUUCACUGAAAAAAUAUUCAAAAGAGAUCCAUGUCCUCCUCUACUUGUAAAAAUAGGGAAGCAUAUUGUUCAACAAUGUCAAGGAUUACCUCUCUCGGUUAUUGUCGUUGCUGGACUUCUUGGAAAAAUCGACCCAAUGCAUAACAAUUGGAAGAUCGUUGGGGAAAAUCUGAAUUCAUUCUUUGGUACGGUAUCUGAACGGUGCCAAUCAAUUCUUUCUUUGAGCUAUAAAUACUUGCCCCAAUAUUUGAGGGCUUGUUUUCUUUAUGUUGGAGGUUUUUCUAAAGAUAUGGAGAUUGAUGUUUCCAAGUUGAUUAGGCUAUGGAUUGCUGAGCAAUUCAUAAAGGUAAGAAGCAAUAAAAGGCUAGAAGUGGUGGCAGAGGAGUAUCUACAAGAGUUAAUUGAUAGAAGUCUAAUUUUGGUUGGUAAACAAAGGGCUAAUGGAAGGAUGAAAACUUGCAAAAUUCACGAUCUUCUUCGACAACUGUGCAUAAGAGAAGCUCAAACUGACAAUGGUUUGAAUGUCAUAAAUGGGGAUUUCGCCAAAGCCAUAUAUUAUAGUAUGCAGCACAGCAGUCGUAUAACUCGCACCUUUAUUCCAAUGCCAUAUUUUCGUUUAGUUUUUCCAAAAAGGAUUUUCUCCAUUGUUUCAGAGUUGAAGUUGCUUAAGGUGUUGGACGUAUUAUCAAUUGAAUGCGAAUUCUCUUGUGUAAUACCUGAGCUUGUGCAUUUGAGAUAUGUUGCUGCAAGAAUUGAGAAAGCUCUUUCACUAGCCAAAUUGAGAAAUCUACAGACCAUAAUUCUUCAAAGUCUUGAAGAGACGGAGUUGAAGCACCCCGUAGAUAUUUGGACAAUGUCAGAGAUAAGACAUGUGGAUAUUGGAUUGCCACUAUAUAUAUCUAAUCCUCUUGAUGCCGAAAAUCAUAGUAAUGGAGAACAUCCUUUGUUUCUCAAUAACUUGCACACGCUUUAUCUUCAUUAUUCUCCUUUUGUUGAGGAAAUCAUAACAAGAAGUCCCAAUCUAAAAAAGCUAAAGAUUACAGAUAGAUCUGAGCAUCCUAUUUUUGAUUCUCUCAGUCUUCUACAUGAUUUGGAGACGCUACAGAUAGCAACCUUUGACCCGAUGAUUUUCUCAGGAGAUAUUUUCCCUCCUAAUCUAAAGAAAUUGAAAUUAUCAUACACUAGAUUACCAUGGGAAGUUGUGAAUUUGCUUGCUAAUUUACCCAGUCUUGAGGUGCUCAAAGGGAAUGAUGCAUUCAAGGGAACAAAUUGGAGACUAGAUGAAGAUGUUGUGUUUCGCAAAUUAAAGCAUUUAAAAAUUGUAGCCGGAGAUCUGCAAAGGUGGGAAGCUGGUAGUGAUAAUUUUCCUAUGCUUGAGCAACUAAUACUGCAUCAGUUGCGUGAUCUGGAGGAGAUUCCCGAGAGUAUUGGAGAUAUAAUGACACUAAAAUUCAUCCAAAUAAACUGUUGCGGCUCUGGUGUAGACACUAGUGCAACGAAAAUUCAAGAAGAGCAACAAAGCUUAGAAAAUUAUGAGCUUCAAGUUCAAAUUACUCCUAUGCCCGACUUAGCUCGAGCUACUACACCUGUUGCUUGGAACAGCUGGGAUAAGAAGCCUUUACGGAAUAGGGAGACAGUGAAGGUGCCACUUGUUAGGCGCGUGAUUGAGGUGUCUCGUAGAGCUUCGAAGCUUUUAAAACGUACCCUAAUGGGGUUUGGAAAAGAUCGCCCUAUGUAA